Striga asiatica is the source of this 360-nucleotide messenger RNA. The record is from the annotation of a GenBank genome assembly. Lineage: Eukaryota; Viridiplantae; Streptophyta; Magnoliopsida; Lamiales; Orobanchaceae.
AUGUAUCUUCGGAAAGGAAGAUCAAGGUUGGUGCUGCGAGCAGAGCUCAAUAUUGAUUUUCGUCUAGAAGAGGUUGAGGAGAGGUUUGACUUUUGCGCCAUUGAUACACGAUGGAUGCUCCGUCAACAUGGUCUACGACACCAUGUUGAAUCGAAUGUACUAACUGCGCCUGUCGCUGUGUGGGAUGAAAUGUUCGAGACGAACUCUUUCACGGUGGCCUACCAGCAUUGUGUUGACCCACGGUGGGGCGAUCUCCCGUUCAUUUUCGGUGAGGAUUUUUCUAUCAGACUGCAUGGAGCAGGCAUAUCGGGCCAAAAUUCGAACAACCAUAACAUGGUCCUUCCGGAGGGCGAAAAAUCA